Cyprinodon variegatus (sheepshead minnow) is the source of this 2498-nucleotide messenger RNA. RefSeq names its product leucine-rich repeat containing 8 family member C (gene lrrc8c). The coding region runs from base 5 to 2395 and encodes 796 amino acids. Gene Ontology annotation, molecular function: protein binding. The record is from RefSeq and is a predicted model, not a curated record. Lineage: Eukaryota; Metazoa; Chordata; Actinopteri; Cyprinodontiformes; Cyprinodontidae. The transcript has 2 exons.
CAUCAUGAUUCCUGUUAUGGAAUUUCGUCAGUUCUCAGAACAGCAGCCGGCGUUCCGAGUCCUGAAGCCCUGGUGGGACGUGUUCACAGAUUACCUGUCUGUGGUCAUGCUAAUGAUUGGCGUGUUCGGAUGCACUCUGCAGGUAAUGCAAGACAAGAUCAUAUGCCUUCCUCACAGAAUCUCAUCCGGCUCAGAAAACAUUUGUGAAGUAAAUAGGAGCUUAGUCCUUCAACGGCAGUUCAAUGCUUCAGAUAUGCUGAGAGAAAUGAGAGGGGUAAAAACUGAUCUGGAUCUUCAGCAGUACAGUUUUAUUAAUCAGAUGUGCUAUGAGAAAGCUCUACACUGGUAUGCCAAGUACUUCCCCUAUUUGGUUCUAAUGCACACACUGGUCUUCAUGGUGUGUAGCAACUUCUGGUUUAAAUUUCCCGGCUCAAGUUCAAAAAUAGAGCACUUCAUCUCAAUGCUCGGCAAGUGUUUUGAUUCCCCCUGGACAACGCGUGCAUUGUCUGAGGUGUCUGGAGAGAAUCCGGAAGAAAAGGACCAGAAAAAGAGUACAACAUCUCGGUCCAGCAAUGCGUUGUCGCCUGAAGAAAGCAGCCUUGAGAAAACGCAGUCCCUUCGGUCUAUUCCCGAGAAGAUUGUGGUGGACAAGCCGUCAGCAAGUGUCCUUGAUAAAAAAGAGGGCGAGCAAGCUAAGGCUCUUUUUGAAAAGGUAAAGAAAUUCCGACUACAUGUAGAGGAAGGAGAUAUCCUCUAUCUUAUGUAUGUUCGUCAGACUGUAUUCAAGGUGCUGAAAUUCCUUGUGAUCAUUGCCUAUAACAGCUUCCUCGUAGAGAAAGUACAGAACGAAGUGUGUUGUGAAGUCAAGGAAAUCCAGGAUGUUACCGGAUAUACAGUCUUUGAAUGUAAUCACAACAUGGCUCAUCUGUUUUCCAAGCUGUCUUACUGUUAUCUGUUUUUGGUGGCUGUCUAUGGCUUCACAAGCCUCUAUACCUCCUACUGGCUGUUUUAUCGCUCACUUAAAGAGUAUUCCUUCGAGUAUGUGCGUCACGAAACUGGCAUCAGUGACAUCCCAGACGUCAAAAACGACUUUGCCUUCAUGUUGCACAUGAUUGAUCAGUACGAUCCGCUGUAUUCCAAGCGCUUUGCUGUUUUUCUAUCAGAGGUCAGUGAGAACAAACUGAAGCAACUCAAUCUGAACCACGAGUGGACACCAGAGAAAUUGCGUCAGAGACUCCAGAUGAACCCAAAUAACAGACUCGAACUUCAGUUGUUCAUGCUUCCUGGCUUGCCCGACACUGUCUUUGAAUUGACGGAGCUGCAGUCGCUCAAGCUUGAGAUCAUCAAUAACGUGACAAUCUCUGCAUCUAUCUCUCAGCUGGAAAACCUCCAGGAGCUCUCUCUCUACCAGUGUUCCUUAAAGCUGCACCCAAGUGCUACUUCUUUCCUCAAAGAGAACCUAAAAGUGCUUCGAGUAAAGUUCGACGAGAACAGGGAACUUCCAAAUUGGGUGUAUGUUCUGCGUAACCUAGAGGAACUCUACCUCUCUGGAUCACUCAGUCCUGAUGCCUCAAAGAAUAUAGUUCUUGAGUCCCUUCGUGAACUGAAGUGUCUGAAAACUCUCUACCUUAAGAGCAAUUUGACAAAGAUCCCCCAGUCAAUCGUGGAUGUGUCCAGCCAUCUACAGCGUCUUUACCUGCACAAUGAUGGCACAAGGCUAGUAAUGCUAAACAACCUGAAGAAAAUGACUAGCCUUGUUGAGUUGGAGCUUGUGCGUUGCGAUCUUGAACGCAUCCCGCAUGGAAUUUUUAGCUUGACAAGUCUGCAGGAGAUUGACCUAAAAGAGAACAACCUUCGAUCUAUUGAGGAGAUUGUCAGCUUCCAGCAUCUCCGAAAGCUCAUUUGUCUCAAGCUUUGGCACAAUAGCAUCAUGUACAUCCCUGAGCAUAUCAAAAAGCUCAGCAGCCUGGAACGUCUUUACUUCAGCCACAACAAGAUCGAGAUCCUGCCCUCGCAUCUGUUCUUGUGUAACAAGUUGCGCUACCUUGAUCUAUCCAACAAUGACAUCCGAUUCAUCCCUCCCGAAAUAGGAGUACUGCAGAGUCUGCAGUACUUCUCUGUCACAUGUAACAAACUUGAAAACCUUCCAGAUGAACUGUUCUUUUGCAAAAAGCUCAAAACAUUAAAGCUCGGCAAGAACUCGUUAUCCAUCUUAUCACCAAAGAUUUCGUAUCUCAGUCUGCUAACCCACUUGGAGCUAAAAGGAAACCAUUUUGAGUUCCUGCCACAAGAGCUUGGGUGUUGUUGUGCUUUGAAGCGCAGCAGCCUUAUAGUGGAAGAGACACUGUUUGAAACUCUGCCAUCAGAUGUAAGGGACCAAAUGAAGGCAGAGUAAUGUGCCUUAUUGUAGCCCCAGUGACUGCUGAUUGUCCUGGGAAUUCAGAGACUUCAUUUUUUUUUUCCAUAUUUUAUGAUGUCAAAAUUUUGCCAAAAUAUGA